Aspergillus ibericus CBS 121593 is the source of this 837-nucleotide messenger RNA. RefSeq lists its product as uncharacterized. Lineage: Eukaryota; Fungi; Ascomycota; Eurotiomycetes; Eurotiales; Aspergillaceae. The record is from RefSeq and is a predicted model, not a curated record. The coding region runs from base 55 to 837 and encodes 260 amino acids. The transcript has 2 exons.
UUUCACCUCAUCCUCUUCCUCAUCUACUACUCCACCUCCUCCACCACCACCACCAUGGGCAAAGUCACCUACAGUGAUGGCAUUGCUAUCCUCCAGCUCAUUAUAUUCCCAUUUAUUCUCGGUGCCGCUAUCUUUAUCUGGAGUCGAACGGGUUUGAGGGUCGGCAGCAAGAUCUGGCGAUACCCCGUCACUCUCUCUCUCAUCCGCAUUGCCGGCAGUAUCUCCUCUUUGAUCUCGAUCAACCAUGAUUCCUACAAUGUUGAAGUCGCGAUUGCCGUGUGCGAGCUGAUCGGCAUUGCACCUCUGCUACUAACCUACAUCGGAGUCCUAAGACAAAUCGACACGGAACAGCGGUUUCCUCCCCGCUUCAUGAAACUGAUCACUCUGGUCGCCAUCAUCGCUCUCAUCCUCGGUAUCGCGGGCGUCAGCAGUGCCGAUGACAACCAAACCGGCUACCGCCCGGACACCAUCGUCAAGGUAUCCAUGGGCAUCUUCCUCGUCAUCUUCGUGAUCUACAACCUUGCCGCCUCCUGGCUGUUCUUCCAGCUCAGUUUCAGUAUGCGGAAAUUCCAGAAGAAGCUUUUCCUCGCCAUCGCACUGUCUUUCCCCUUCAUCUUGGUCCGGUUGGUCUACGCCGCCAUUGGCGAUUACGCCGACAUUGCCAAGUUUUCUGUCAUCGGGGGUAGUCCCACGAUCUACCUGGUGAUGGAUGUGUUGGAGGAGAUUGUGGCCAUGGCGCUCACGAUGGUUCUGGGGAUGUCGGCGGUGUUGGAGUCGGAUUUUGUUAAGCUGACUCCGGCGCAGAUGGGGUCGGAGCCGAAGAAUGAUCAAGUCUAG